UGAUGACUUCAUUAGAACAGGUCCGAUAAUUAUCCACAAUUAAUCAAAUUUAAAUAGCAGGGUUGAUCUUUGGAUCAGAAUAAAGAGCUAAGUAUAUUUAAUAGUUAAUAAAAGAGAAGUGAAACAAUUUUUAGUUGACUGUGAAAAAAUACCAGAAGUCUAAACAAAUGCUGACUUUUAUAAUUGGAGUAGGAAAAAACAAUUCUUAUCAAAAGAUAAAUAGGGGUUUAGUUUCAUGAAGAUGAUUAAUAAUUAAGUAAUGAGAUUAGAAUAAUAAAUAAUCUUAGGUUGAUGAUAUGGAAUAAUACACAGGACCUAUGAUAUAUAGUGCUACAACGAAUCAUUAUGGAGUCUAUUUAGCAAUGGUUGUGCCAGCAUUGAAGAUUUUAGGAACUUAAGAAUAAAUAAAUGCGUAUCAAUCUAUAUAAUAAUUAGUUGGUUAGAUGAUUUAAUUCAAAUUCGUAAAGCUGCUUGUUAUGCAUAAACUGAAUUAGGUCAUGGAUCAGAUAUUUAAAGUUUAUAAACUACUGCUACAUAUGAUAAGCAGACUUAAGAAUUUGUAAUAAAUACUCCUACCAUUUAAGCAGCAAAAUGUAUUCAAUUUAAAUAAAAUUAGUUUGGCCAGGAGAUCUAGGUAUUCUAGCUAAUUGGGCAUUAGUUUUUGCUUAAUUAAUAGUAGAUGGAACAAAUUAUGGAGUCUAAUCAUUUAUGGUUUAAAUUCGAGAUGAACAAACUCAUAAGCCUUUAAAAGGAAUAGAAGUUGGAGAUAUUGGACCCAAGAUGGGAUAUUAAGUUAAAGACAAUGGAUUCUUAAAAUUUGAUAAUGUUAGAAUUCCUAAGUUUAAUAUGUUGGCUAAAUAUAUUUCAAUCUCUCCAUAAGGAAAGGUAAUGAAGGAGGGAGAUCCAAAAAUAUCAUAUGCUUCAAUGAUGAUGAUGAGGAAAUUGUUAAACACUGUUUAUCCAAAAGCAGCUGCAAUUUCAUUAACUAUUGCUUUAAGAUACUCUUAUACAAGAUAGCAAUUCACAAAUGAUAAAGGAGUUGAGAAUUCUGUUAUUGAAUAUUAAACUCAAUAACAUAAAUUAUUGCCAUUAUUAGCCAAUUUAUUUGCAGUUGUUUUGUCAGGAAAUGUUACUUCUAAAUUUGUAGAUUUGAAUUUUACUGAAGUUUAGAAAGGCAAUUUCUCACAUAUGAAUGCAUGUCAUUCAUUACUUUGUGGAACAAAAGCUAAUUAUACUCAUUUUGUAGUAAAUUGUGCUGAAUGGUGUAGAUUAUCUUGUGGAGGACAUGGUUAUGCUCAUUAUUCAGGAUUGCCUAGUAUUUAUUAAGAACAUAGUCCAAAUGUAACAUUAGAAGGAGAGAAUCAAAUUAUGUUUCUGUAAUUGGCUCGUUGUUUAUUGAAACUAUUAAAAACUUCAUAAAAAAACCCUGAAAAAAUCCCUGAAUAAUUUUCAUUAUUUAAAAGAGUAAAUAAUUAUUCAUAUUUUAUUUAGAUUAAUGAAAUCCUAUCAUUUAAAUGUGAUCAAUUCUAAACAUCAAAUAUCUUAUCACUCUUGGAAUCAUCAGUGAUUCAUCUUAUUACUUAGACUGGGAUGAAAAUGAUGUAAGAAAUAUAAGGAGGUUUGAAUCCUAAAGCUGCUUGGGAUUAUAAAUUAGGUAAAAUCUAUAAAUAUUAUAAUAGGCACCUCACUUUGGGAAUCAGCCAAUUAUUUUAUAGAGUACUAUAAAUUUGUUUGUUUCUAGAACACAAUUUUAUAAGUUACUCAUAAAUAAACUUAAGUUGUAUUAACAAAUUUAUUAAAUCUAUUUGGUGUCACAAUUCUUUUAUAAAAUCCUUUAGCCCUUUUAGAAAAUGAUGUUAUUACAUAAUAAACAAUGAAAUAAAUAAGGGAUGAAUAUGAAAAUUUAUUAAAUUUAAUUAAACCUGAAGUAAAAAUAUAUAAUAUUUCAAGGCACUCUCAUUAGUAGAGUCAUUCUGCUUAGCAGAUGGAGGUCUUAGAACAACCAUUGGAAGAGCCGAUGGUAAGCCAUAUGAAUAUACAUAUGAUUGGGCUGUUAAUGAGAAUUCAUUAAAUAAAAUUGAUUUUUCAAAUACAGUUAAUCAAUUAAAGAAUUGUAGACCCAAAUUAUGAU
Molecule: messenger RNA, 2131 nt
Organism: Paramecium pentaurelia
Lineage: Eukaryota; Ciliophora; Oligohymenophorea; Peniculida; Parameciidae
Source: the annotation of a GenBank genome assembly